Molecule: messenger RNA, 918 nt
Organism: Blepharisma stoltei
Lineage: Eukaryota; Ciliophora; Heterotrichea; Heterotrichida; Blepharismidae
Source: the annotation of a GenBank genome assembly
AUGGUUGAAGACUCUAAUUAUAUCAGGCGAGCCCAAGAAGCAUUCAAUCAGGCAGAAAAGAAAUGCAAACCAGGUGUUUUCGGGAGAAUGUUUUCAAAUCGUGAUGCCCGACAUGAAGAAGCAGCUGAGCUUUAUAAGCAAGCCGCUAAUUACUACCGUCUCGGCAAAGACUGUAUUUUCUAUAUAGACAUUUCUUCAGCCCGUUCAUUUUGUAAGUGUGCUGAAUGUGUCCCAGACGAAGCUGCAAAUUAUUAUUCAGAAGCAGGAAACGUCGUAAGAAAAGUGAAUUCAGCUGAUGCGGUAAGCCAUUACAACCGUGCUGUUGAAAUUUUGGUUAAUAGCAGCCGAAUUGGACAAGCUGCAAGGCUGAGAAAACAAAUAGCAGAGAUAUAUGAAACUGAUGAAAUGCUUGGCCUUGCUUGUGAAAAUUAUUCGCAAGCUGCUGAACUGUUCGAAUUAGAUAAUAGUGAUGGAACUGCAAACUCUUGCCACUUAAAGGCAGCUGAAUUAAGCACAUUGGAUUCUUUGGAUGGAGAAACAAUAUUGAAAGCUAUCAAAGUAUUUUCUAUAUAGACUUUUGAACUAGUUGGGCAGCGAUAUUUGAUGAAUAAUCUGACAAGGUUUUCAGCCAAAGAUUGCUAUUUUAAAGCUGCAUUGCUUUUCUUAGCUAAUGACGACACAGUUGGAGCUGAGAAUAACUUGAAUAUGUAUUCGAAUAGAGACCCUAGCUUUGAGACUUCGAGGGAAUGCAGAUUUGUGAGAGAUUUGCUUGCAGCUAUUAGAACUGGUGACCAAGGGGCGUUUGAAGGAGUUACAGCGCAAUUUAAUAAGAUUACACCUUUAGAUAGAUGGAAAACCCAUGUGCUGCUAAAGGCUAAGUCUACUUUGUUGAGAGCAGAAGAAAAUGAAUUCAUCUAA